CUCGCGCAGGUAUUGACAUACAACAACAAAUAAUGUUACAGUCGCAGACAGGACGAGGACGAGGAAGAGGAAGAGGGUAGAAGUCGAGAGAGAGAGAGCUCUAUACUUUACUGAUUAUUAAUUAAUCAUAACAUAUCCUUUUGGAUUCUUCAUCCAUUUGCUUUGAGACCAUUCGGUUGAUUAUAUCGAGUUAUUUGGUGUGCAUGUUGAUUUGUGCGAUAUUUCCAGUAUCUUCGUUUGGAGUGAAAAUCGUCACUACACAAAGGACAGAGAUGGUGUUCUACAGGGAGAGAGAGAACGGGACACGCGAGCGGCCACCGCUGUCUCUCAUCCUACCGCAUCUUUACCUAGGUGCAGAGACUGAUGUUACGCAGGAUUGCCUCGGCGCCCGCGGGAUCUCCUACGUGCUAAGCGUGAGCCGCUGCAGCCCGCAGCCUACUUUCCUUCCCCGUUCCCAGUACCUUCGCAUCCCCAUCGAUGACUCUCUCCGAGACGACCUGCUGCCCCAUAUCCCGGAGGCACUGCGUUUUAUUGAUGGGGCUAUGUCAUCAGGUGGAUCUGUGUUAGUUCAUUGUGCUGCAGGAAUCUCUCGCUCCCCUGCCCUGGCUGUGGCCUACAUUAUGUACAACCUGGGGAUGGACCUUGACCAUGCCUACAGGUUUGUGAAAGAGCGCAGGCCUUCAAUCUCCCCAAACUUCAAUUUUCUGGGGCAGCUACAACACUUCCAGGGAACCCUGGCUCAGAAGGCCUCUAAUGGCAACCCCACUAUCCAGCCAAUCAGAUCACUGGACACAUGCCUGCAGUCAAGCAAUGAAAACAUUAGCCGGGGUUCCUCUGUCCCCCUGUCAGCCAAUCAGAUCAUGAAUAUUCAGGACAAUGGCUAUGUUGCUAAGGACUUUUUAGAGGUUGCUAAAGUGCAUAAUAUGUACAAUGAGAAUUCCACUUGUAAGACAGAGAACAUAGAGCAAAGGUGCUCGUAUUCAGGUGAAACUCAGAGUCUAUCAGAGAAGCCACAGCAAGACCAGAGGAGCGUGACGUCACAACGGACGCUGUCUCUCUCCAGCAAACUCAGAACGCUCACUCUCAACCUGAACCAUAACCACAACCAGAACCAGAGGGAGGCCCAGAGCCCGUGUGGAGCAAUGACUCCAAGCCCCAACGAAUCAGCGACACCAACACCAAAGCCCAACACACUACAAAUCCCAACAGGUAUUGUGUCUCUCUAUGAGAAGCGCAAGAGCCUCACCCUCUCCCUGUCUCCCGUUGGUGCAAUUCCCCCGACUCCCCACCAGAAUGAGCCAGAAAGCACUAACAGGCACAGCAUUAGCCAUAAGCCAAUAUGCUCCAGCGCUUCCAACACCAUCCACAAGAGGGAGUUAGAAGGCACCAGUGGUUCAAAAAGGCACGGUAGAACCCCUUCGACGGUGGCCCUUUCCUCCUCACAGACAGAUGUACAACAGAGAGAGAGGAGCACAUCCUGCGUCAAAGCAGCAGGUCAGCCCAAUCGCUGCUCCUCCCGAACCCAGGGGAAGGGUGCGAGAGAGGGAAGAGGCCAGGGUAAAAGAGAGCCCAGCCGCUGUCAGAGCGUGGAGAAGGGGAGGUCUAACUCGACUCCAAAGACAGGGAAGGACCACAGCAAGGGAAGAGCAGAGAGGGAGACACUAACUGGGAGCCUGAGCAGCAGUUCUGUUUUGAACCAGCACAGUAUCGUAGUUGACCAGCAGGUGUCACCAGCAGCUAAGCUGUCUGCAUCUGCAGUGGCGGCUGAGGAAGGUGUAGAUGCUGAACAGGGCCUCCUGUCUCCUCUCAACCUGACUGUCAACAAGCUGCUGGGCUGGGGAGAGAAGAUGCUGAUGGGGGUGCUGCUCAGCCCCCGGUUCAAAGUGAGACAGGCUGUUCUGCCCUAUAGGUGCUGAUGCGGUAUGUGACCACUGGCGAGGACAGAGAGAGGACUGAUAAAUGCCAGGAGAUUGAUUUGUGUGCGUGUGUGUGUGUGUGCGUGUGAGGAACUGAAGAACAGAGAACUGAACUGCAUGUAUAAUAUUUGUCUGCCCAUACCAUGUUCACAGAGCUCUGAGUGAAUGCUUUGUCCUAUAAAUUCAAAUUUAUUGUUGAAUUCCUUCAAAAGUACUAUAUAUAUUACAUAUAGGAGCAGUUUAUGCCUCCAACACAAUUCACAUGGAUUAAGGCUUGAUUGUGUUGAUUUAUAUUUAUUGAUUGACGUGAAUCAAGUGAUCACUUUAUUGUUGUUAUUUAUAAAAUGAAUAUUUUGAGGAUGGUAUUUUGGCACUGUUGUUUGUAAUGGGAUCACAGUGUUCAUUAAAGAUGACAUAUUUUA
Coregonus clupeaformis (lake whitefish) is the source of this 2338-nucleotide messenger RNA. RefSeq lists its product as uncharacterized. The record is from RefSeq and is a predicted model, not a curated record. Gene Ontology annotation, molecular function: MAP kinase tyrosine/serine/threonine phosphatase activity; protein tyrosine/threonine phosphatase activity. Gene Ontology annotation, cellular component: cytoplasm. Lineage: Eukaryota; Metazoa; Chordata; Actinopteri; Salmoniformes; Salmonidae. Bases 204 to 1916 code for a protein of 570 amino acids. Gene Ontology annotation, biological process: protein dephosphorylation; negative regulation of MAPK cascade. The transcript is spliced from 5 exons.